This is a messenger RNA of Saccharomycopsis crataegensis, 711 nucleotides long. RefSeq names its product cytochrome b5-like heme/steroid binding domain-containing protein. The transcript has a single exon. NCBI's taxonomy places the organism in Eukaryota, Fungi, Ascomycota, Saccharomycetes, Ascoideales, Saccharomycopsidaceae. Gene Ontology annotation, cellular component: intracellular membrane-bounded organelle; endoplasmic reticulum membrane. Gene Ontology annotation, biological process: sterol biosynthetic process. The record is from RefSeq and is a predicted model, not a curated record. The coding region runs from base 1 to 711 and encodes 236 amino acids. Gene Ontology annotation, molecular function: heme binding.
AUGUUGAUUAUGAGUAGCUGGUUCUUCAAGACCUCCAAUGGGAACACACCGUCUACAAAGCCAAAACCUCCCCUUCGAAGACAGGCAGCACCGAAAUUCACUCUAAAGGAUGUUUCUAACCACAAAACUCAGGACGAUCUAUGGAUGGUGAUCCAUAAUCGAGUGUACGAUGUCACCCCGUUUAUCUCACGGCAUCCAGGAGGGGUUGAAGUACUAAUAGACUGCGCGGGGGUCGAUGCCACGGAAUAUUUUGAAGACGUGGGUCAUUCAGAGGACUCUAAGAUGAUGUUGAGACCAUUAUACAAGGGCGAAUUGGUCGACAGCGAUCGAGUAGCCGCGAAUGAAGAACCAGAGAUUAUUCAAAAAGAUAAUGCAGACCACCACCACCAAAAUAACAAUAAUAACAACCAUAACAACAAUAGUACUGUGAACCACCAGUAUAUGUGGAGCUACGGGGGAAUGGCUCUAAGGAUGCUACAGAAUGCCAUAAAUAUUCGAUCGACAAAAGAAGAAGAGGAGAAAAUACGACGGGUGUUACACAGCGGAGGGUACGUCAACAGUGUUCACCACCGGACAGAGAAGAAGCGCAAAAAGAAAAGAAACAGAAGGAAGACGUUCUUUUUAAGAGAAAAAACCUCGUUCUUGCUACUACUGAUUGCCCUAUUAUCGGCGUUGGUGUUUCUCUAUCUCCAACAACGAAAAUGGCGAUGA